AUGCUCAAAAGCAAACCCAACAAAACUCCAAUUGAGCUCGGAGACAAAAGGAAAAUGUUUGAAGGAAGUCCAGUUGACAAGGGGAAGUACCAACAGUUGGUAGGAAAACUCAUCUGCCACUCACAUACUAGACCUGUCAUUGGUUUUGCAGUGAGUCUAGUCAAUCAAUACAUGCAUGAUCCAUGUCAGGGACAUCUCAAUGCAGUGUAUAGAAUUCUGAGAUAUCUCAAGCAAACACCAAGAAAAGGCCUCUUUUUUAGGAAGACAACUGAGAGAAAGGUUGAAGUGUUCACAGAUGCAGACUGGGCUGGUUCAGUUGAUGAUAGAAAGUCUACAUCUGGAUAUUGCACAAUGGUAUGGGGGAAUGUAACCAUAUGGUGA
Messenger RNA from Humulus lupulus (European hop), 381 nucleotides. RefSeq lists its product as uncharacterized. Lineage: Eukaryota; Viridiplantae; Streptophyta; Magnoliopsida; Rosales; Cannabaceae. Bases 1 to 381 code for a protein of 126 amino acids. The record is from RefSeq and is a predicted model, not a curated record. The transcript has a single exon.